GCUGAAGGAGAAAGACAUGGGAGAGCCCGGCGUGAACUGAACAACACUGUCGUGGGGCUGAACGCACCCAACCCAAGAGCCCAGGACACAGAGGAACAACGCGUUAUAUACACACAAACUGCCAAAUUCAGAAACGGGAGAAAAUGUGAAGGAUCUGCAUUUGUCACAGUGUCGGCGCGGGCAACAGGCAACCGAGAAAGAUGGCGAGGACGCACGCUCGCAUGUUCCUCGCCUUGGCGUUGCUGGGAAUUUUCCUCCUCGAGGUCUCGGUGAAAGGAGAGCAACAGGCGGCGGAGGAGGAGGAGGAGGAGGAGGAGAUGUCCUGUCAGGGCGCCUUCGACCUCUAUUUUGUCCUGGACAAAUCUGGAAGUGUGAAGAAUCACUGGAUAGAGAUUUACUCCUUUGUGAAGCAGUUGGCAGAGAAGUUUAUCAGCCCCAUGCUGAGAAUGUCCUUCAUAGUCUUCUCCACACGAGGGAGCAUCAUCAUGAAACUGACUGAGAACAGGGAGGAGAUUACUGGAGGCCUAAUGGCUCUGAGAAAGGUUAUCCCCGGAGGAGACACAUUUAUGAACUUGGGCCUGGAAAUGGCCAAUGCACAGAUACAUCAAGAGAAGUAUGGGACCGCCAGUGUUAUCAUCGCCCUGACUGAUGGAGAGCUGAAUGAGUGGCAGUUCGACACGGCUCAGCGAGAGGCACAGAGGGCCAGGGCUAUGGGAGCAAUAGUUUACUGUGUGGGGGUCAAAGAAUUCAACCAGACCCAGCUCGCAACUAUUGCAGACACAGUGGAACAUGUGUUUCCUGUGUGGGGAGGCUUCCAAGCUCUCAGGGGAAUCAUUGACUCGAUCAUCAAGAAGUCCUGCAUUGAGAUUCUAGCUGCGGAGCCGUCCAGUGUGUGUGCAGGAGACAGUUUCCAGGUGGUGGUGAGAGGCAACGGGUUUCUCCACGCCAGAAACAUCGAUCAGGUCCUCUGCAGCUUCAAGCUGAACGAAACACACUCUGUGGAUGAGAGACCAGCGGGGAUAGAGAACACCUUCCUGCUCUGUCCUGCUCCUGUUGUAGAGGAGGUUGGGAGGGUGAUCUACCUGCAGGUGAGCAUGAAUGAGGGCCUCUCCUACAUCACCAGCUCUGUGCACAUCACCACCACCGAAUGUUUUGACGGCACCAUCGUGCUGAUAUCGCUGCUGGUGGUGUUCCUGCUGUUGGGUGUGCUGCUGAUGUGGUGGCUCUGGCCUCUCUGCUGCACUGUGGUCAUCAAAGAACCACCACCACCCCCACCUCCAGAGCCAGAGUCCGACGAUGAGGAUGGGAUGCCAAAGAAGAGGUGGCCCACGGUGGACGCAUCUUACUAUGGCGGAAGAGGAGUGGGCGGCAUCAAACGCAUGGAGGUGCGAUGGGGGGAGAGGGGCUCCACCGAGGAAGGUGCUAAGCUGGACAAGCCUAAAAAUGCGGUUGUGAAGAUGCCCGAGCAGGAAUUUGAACCGUAUGAGCCCAAACCUCGGAAACCGCCGCGCCGCGCCCCGCAGCAGAGGAGGUGGUACACACCCAUUCAGGGGAAGCUAGACGCGCUGUGGGCUCUGUUCAGGAGAGGUUACGACCAGGUCUCUCUGAUGAGACCGCAGCCGGGAGACCAGGGUCGCUGUAUUCGUUUCCAACGGGUCAAAGACGGAGAGUACCCCCCAAACGACCAGGCUCCUCCUCGCACGCAUCGCUCUCCCUCACCGGCUCCUCCUCCUCCUCCUUCUCCUCCUCCUGCGCCCGCCGAACAGCGACCUCUGGUCUCUAAUUCUGUUCCCCGCACAAAGCCUCCAUCAAGAGGGCCCCGCACCACGCCGCCAUCCCGCGCACCCCCUUCCGUGGUCCAGUCCCCUCCGGGUCCACCCCCGAAUCGUGCACCCCCGGGGCCUCCAGGACCCCCACCAUGUCGACCCCCACCCAGGCUCUGAUGAUAAAGAGUGGCCCCUCCAAUAAACAACUGAUGCAUCAACUCAUUCCGUUAAAAAAUAAACAACAACACAUGCUUCUCUCAGAGAGGCACACAAUCUUAAAAGCCAGGAGCUCGUACCUGCAGCCCUGUGCUCUGUUGCUGGACAGCAAAAAUAUUUAUCCAAUAACAAAAUCAGCUCCCGAGUUUGAUCAAGGUAACAUUUUUUACUAAAUAAAAACUCAAACAUUAUAGAAUAAAAGCUUGUACUUAAUUUGUCGAGCCUGUAUGUACAGUGAGGUGAGUAGAGGUCACGUUGACUUUAGUGGUGAGAGUAAGUGCAGGUCCUUUCUGGAGAUUCAGCCGAAAGGAUGUAUGUUGUUGAAUGUCAGCUUGAGAAAGUCCUGAAUGAAUCGAUGGUGAUGAUAAAUGCACCUGUUUCCUGUGGGUUUUUUUCCCCUCAGAGAAUAUUAAUGUCGAGCGAGGACGUGGUGAGAAAUACAGCAUGUAGGUCAAGACCAUUGUUGGCGGUGUUGCCUUGUUUUUCUUAAACGUACGCUAUUGUAGGAUGUUACAAUUCACACUUCUGCAUCAUUUUUUACCUUUUCAACCAAAGAAACGUUUUCUACAUCCAAGUUAAAAAAAAUGGCGUUAACGUUUCAGUGAUCUUAUUGCAACUGCAGGGCAGUUUCGCCAUAUUUUAUUUAUUUUAAUACAGGCCCCUGUCUGCAUCUGUUUUCUGUUUAGUAUCAGGUGGAUUUGUGGGUCUUCUCAUCUUUCAGGGGGGGUAUCUAGGUGGAUAUUAGGAGUUGCAUUGCAUCUCUGGUCUUAUGAAUACUUUCAAGUGAAAGGCUGCAUCUUCCGGUUUCUCAUGUAUCCUUCAUUUACCGACUGAAAUGAUAAUUUGCAUUAUUUCUUUAUUAACAACUUUUUUCAAUGAAUAAAAUGUCUUUUAUUUGAACCUGC
This is a messenger RNA of Scophthalmus maximus (turbot), 2887 nucleotides long. It is a transcript of the gene antxr1d, whose product is annotated as ANTXR cell adhesion molecule 1d. The record is from RefSeq and is a predicted model, not a curated record. Gene Ontology annotation, molecular function: signaling receptor activity. Gene Ontology annotation, cellular component: membrane. The coding region runs from base 201 to 1943 and encodes 580 amino acids. The transcript is spliced from 18 exons. NCBI's taxonomy places the organism in Eukaryota, Metazoa, Chordata, Actinopteri, Pleuronectiformes, Scophthalmidae.